Messenger RNA from Hibiscus syriacus, 1271 nucleotides. Its product is annotated as ribosome biogenesis regulatory protein homolog. NCBI's taxonomy places the organism in Eukaryota, Viridiplantae, Streptophyta, Magnoliopsida, Malvales, Malvaceae. Gene Ontology annotation, biological process: ribosomal large subunit export from nucleus; ribosome biogenesis; ribosomal large subunit biogenesis. The transcript is spliced from 8 exons. Gene Ontology annotation, cellular component: preribosome, large subunit precursor; nucleolus; nucleus. Gene Ontology annotation, molecular function: protein binding. Bases 82 to 1101 code for a protein of 339 amino acids. The record is from RefSeq and is a predicted model, not a curated record.
UUUCGGCGUUAGGUUUUGGAAGGACAAUCCAAACCAAAGCUGAGCAGUUAGCUGAGCUCCAUACAGCGAAACAAAGUGGAGAUGGCAAUGGAGAUGGACAGCCCGAAACCUUUUCAUGUAGACGUGGGAAAUCUUUUGGCUUUUAACCCUUUUCAUAGCUUUCCUUCGCUCCCGGCUUCCAGGGAUGAGCUAGUGAAGGAAUGCUUAAAGGAGGGCAGCAAGUUAGUUCAAGAAGUUGCAGAUAGUCUUUUUAACUUGCCUUCAACUGAAGAUGUAGAUGGACCACUUGUUAAGUUGCCUCCCACAACAACAAAACUUCCUAGGGAGAAGCAUCUUCCGAAGCCUAAACCUCCCACAAAAUGGGAGGAGUUUGCUAAAAAGAAAGGUAUAAAGAAACGUAAAAAGGACAAAGUUGUAUGGGAUGAACAGACUGGUACAUGGAAACGUCGUUUUGGUUAUGAUCGUGUCAAUGAUGAUAAAGAUAUACCAAUCAUCGAGGCCAAGAUGACUGAUGAGCCAGGAGUGGAUCCUUUUGCUAAAAGACAAGAUGAUAAGAAGAAACGAGUUGAGAAACAAGAGAAGAAUCGCCUCCAGAACUUGAAACAAGCUGCAAAAAUUGGUGCUUUGCCAAGCCAUGUUCAGCUUGCUGCUACUGCUCUGCCCAUAACAGGAACACAGGCUCCACCUAAGAAAGUUACGAAAGAUGAAUUAGGGAAUGUAGCUGGGAUGGCCGCUACUUCUACAGCUAGUGGCGGGAAAUUCGAUAGGAAGUUGCCUGGAGAAAAGCCUGCUAAAAAGCAAGGAAAGCAUCGCAAGUUCUUACCUGUUGUCGAAGGAUCAGGGAUAGGCUCGCGAGAGAAGGAACAAACCGAGAGUGUUCUAAAUAAGCUAAUCUCUAAGCAUUCGCAUGAGAUACUCAAUGUUAACAAGGCUGUUACUAUGUAUAAUGUGAAGAAAGAGAAGAAAGCUAGGAGUAAAAGGAAUCAAGAAGGGAAGUCCUCAUCAACCACAAACAAGUUGAAACCAAAAAAGCAGCUUCAUAAGAAGACUGGCCAAAAGAAAGGAGGAGCAGGGUCUUCCAAGAAAGGGAAGGCAAAAUGACUUUAUCACUGGGUUCCAGUAGAUCUUGUACGAUCGCAAUUUUGUUUACUGGGGAACAAUAGAGUUUUAUUUAUCAAAUCAUGUAUUGCUUAAAGGCAGGUUUUAAUUUUACAGCAUUCUUCCUGCUGACCUCUUGCUCCAGAGAAACAAUCAAAACUAAUUAUGUUUCA